UUCUUGGCCCAUGAUGGAAAACAUUUCUGCCUUCACCGUCACGCCGCAGCGGAUGGACGCAGAUCCGUGAAGAAUGGGACGCGUUAUUGUUUCCAAUGCAUUGUUUUGCACGUAAAGAAAGUGCUUUUUAUGUUUUAGCAAAAAAUUAUUCGAUGAUUUGACUUCGUCUUUGCCAAAUAUGUCGGCCGCAGAGGAUGCACAGAAGCCGGAGCAGCUGAAUAAAUUUGAGAAACUGUCAGGGAGUCCUCCUCUCCGAGUGGCAGGCUCUAAGAAGAAAGCUCGCUGGCUUCAGGCUCGACGAAUCCUCGCUCAACCUUGCUCCAGCCUGCGGAUCCCUAACAGGUUUUUAAGAGAAGGUCACAGAGCCCCUCCGGCACGGAGUGGACACCGCUGCGUCGCCGACAGCACCAAUUUAUACGUGUUCGGCGGCUACAACCCGGACUUCGAUGAGUCGGGUGGCUCGGAGAACGAGGAUUACCCUCUUUUCCGGGAACUCUGGAGGUAUCACUUUGCAACAGGGACGUGGCAGCAGAUCCGCACAGAGGGCUAUAUGCCUACAGAGUUGGCCUCCAUGUCAGCUGUUUUGCACGGUAACAACCUGCUUGUGUUUGGCGGCACUGGAAUCCCCUUUGGAGAAAACAAUGGGAACGACGUUCACGUAUGCAACGUCAAAUACAAGAGGUGGUCGCUGCUCAACUGCAGAGGGAAGAAACCCAACCGAAUAUAUGGACAGGCGAUGGCCAUCAUAAAUGGCUUCCUGUAUGUGUUUGGAGGAACGACAGGCUACAUUUACAGCACAGAUCUUCACAGACUGGACCUCACCACACGCGAGUGGAUUCACCUCAAACCAAACAACCCUCCGGAUGACCUGCCUGAGGAGCGGUACAGACAUGAGAUAGCACAUGAUGGACAGAGGAUAUACAUCCUAGGAGGAGGAACCUCUUGGACAUCCUACCCUUUAGACAAGGUUCAUGCGUAUAAUCUUGAAACAAAUUCGUGGGAGGAGAUCACAACGAAGCCUCAUGAAAGAAUAGGAUACCCAGCUCCCAGGAGAUGUCAUAGUUGUGUCCAGAUAAAAAAUGAUGUAUUUAUAUGCGGAGGCUAUAACGGCGAAUUAAUCCUGGAUGAUUUGUGGAAGAUCAACCUGCAGACAUUCCAGUGGACUAAACUACCUGCAGUGAUGCCCGAGCCGGCGUAUUUCCACUGUGCUGCUGUCACACCGGCCGGCUGCAUGUACAUCCACGGAGGCGUGGUGAACAUCCACGAGAACAAGAGGACUGGCUCUCUGUUUAAGAUCUGGCUGGUGGUGCCGAGUCUGCUGGAGCUCUGCUGGGAAAAACUGCUGAAAUCUUUCCCUCAUCUGGCUCAGCUCUCAACCAUGCAGCUACUUAACCUGGGCCUCACACAGGAACUCAUUGAACGCUUAAAAUGAGGAUUAUCAGCAACGUGUGUGCGUGUGUGUGUGUGCACACGUGAUCGAUUUUGGAAUGGAGGACAGAUGACACACUUGAGCCAGUGUCUGAAGAUAAGGAAUAUAGGAUUGAUUUUUGAAAUUUCUUUUCCUUCUCCUUCUGGAAUAUAUCCUUAUAAUGUAGCCUGCCUUAAAACCAAAAACUUUGGGAUGGCCUUUUUUUCUUUUCCGUUGUACUUUUAAUUAUUUAAGAUAUCAAGGAGAAAGUGGUCUUUCAGGCUCCCCCUCUCAACUUUCCGUUUCUUUUGGCCUUCGCUGACUGUGGAUGAGAGAAACUCAGAUUGCCUUCGGAUAAUUGAGAGAUGCAGCUGAAGGAAGUUUUAUUUCUGCUAUAACUAAGAAAACUUAGUUAUACAGAAAGAAAACUUCUCAAAACUGAAUGUGCAAUGCCAAGCUGGUUUGCGUAGCAUAGCAGAUAAUUACUAUGCUGAUUAGGCUAGCUAAUGUUAUGUGAAUAUUGUUCAUCAGCAAUCACACAAACAGUGCUCUGAAGUCUGUUCUUUUUUCCUUGGGUUAAUUUAUUUCUACACACAAAAAAAUUUCAUCCUCCUUGGGAUCAGGUGUAUUUUCCGUUAUUUUCCGUUGAUUUGUCUCAUCCACAUCUUUAUUCACUGUGAAUAAGGUGCUCUUUAAUUUACUUUUAAUGCUUUUAUUGUAAUAAAACACUUUUUUUUUUUCUCUGCCAAAACUGCACUCCCCUUAUAUAGACCCUUAAAUUAUGACAUUAGAUAGUUAAACUGAUUCAGUGCCUUUUCAAGGAAUAACUAAAAUGUGCUAUAUUUCAUUCUCGACAGUGUCAAUAACACGUCUUGGAGGAAGCACUUUAUAAUUUCAGCAUUGAAUUCUUUAAAAUAUUUAGGGUUAGACAUGAAUAACCCUGACUCUAAACCUAUUAAACAAACCUAAUUUCUAUUUUCUUUUUUGUAAGAUACAUACUUAGAGCGCAUGGACGACACUAAAUGACCGUUGAUCUGGACGUAUUUCACACUUAUCAAAGCAAAGCUGCUCUCUGAAAAUAUCAAGAGGAGGAAGUACAGCAUCUUCCUACAAUACAAAUCACCUGAUAAAACAUCUUGUGGUGUAUAAACAGUAUCUUUAAUAGAGAGAACGAGGACCACAUCCAAUCUGAGUGCUUAGCACAAGUAAGGUGGGCGUGGUCGUUAAAAAUAAGUGCAGUGCAAAAGGUAUUUGUGAAUGUGAAGAGAAAAUGUGGAGAAAAGGUGACACACAGAGCGCGAGAGAGAGAGCGCGCGAGAGAGAAAGCAAGCACUUCCCUUCUGCGAGCACUGAGCACUAAGACAUGCGUCCUACUAAAGCUACUGUUUAAGCGUCGUAACGUGUUAAACCUAAAACUCAGCAUGAGGAGUUCAUUGCUAGCAGCACACGGCAGCAACCAACAGAGCGAAAUAAAAUGUUCCGUGACGUCCCUGAUUGAUUAAUACCAAGUAGGUUAAUCAGUUCAGUAUAAGUAUCAGGAUCGGUAUUGAUGAGUAACAAAAAACAUGCACUCAAGCUCUGUCUGGAAAAAUGUCAUUGAUGCAUCUCUAAUCUCUGUAAGAGAUGCAUCAAUGACCUUCAUUUCAAGUUAGUAAUAUGUUUAAAUAAACAAAUAUGUCAACUAUUUUGAUAUUACGCUCUAAGUAGAACCUGAGCCUGUCAUUGACCUUAAUUUCAACUCUGUUGCCUUUAAUACUUACUUUUAAAUGCUGAAGUAAUUAGGCACUUAUUCACAAUAGCCACGAUAUAAAACUAUUUGUACGGUCUGUCUUUAAUUAGUGCUAGAGCCACACACACUGAAAAUAGCUGCCCCUCCCACCCUUUGUUUCCCCUUUUAUUUCUCUCUGCAUGAUUGAUGAAUGAAUUUUGAGUAUGAAGGGCCCCACUGGAGUCUGCUCCUUGAUGAUGUGGUUUUAAGGCAGUUAUCAAAUACCUGUAUUUGUGUUCCUCACAGGAAAUCAAUAAAUAUAUUGAUUGAAUAA
Pangasianodon hypophthalmus (striped catfish) is the source of this 3450-nucleotide messenger RNA. RefSeq names its product kelch domain containing 10 (gene klhdc10). Gene Ontology annotation, molecular function: protein binding. The coding region runs from base 179 to 1432 and encodes 417 amino acids. The record is from RefSeq and is a predicted model, not a curated record. Gene Ontology annotation, biological process: positive regulation of stress-activated MAPK cascade. The transcript has 10 exons. Lineage: Eukaryota; Metazoa; Chordata; Actinopteri; Siluriformes; Pangasiidae.